Hevea brasiliensis (rubber tree) is the source of this 1741-nucleotide messenger RNA. Its product is annotated as protein ENHANCED DISEASE RESISTANCE 2-like. The record is from RefSeq and is a predicted model, not a curated record. Gene Ontology annotation, molecular function: lipid binding. Lineage: Eukaryota; Viridiplantae; Streptophyta; Magnoliopsida; Malpighiales; Euphorbiaceae.
GUGACUUGGAGCUGUUAGCUUCUUAUGAUGGACACUAUGAUGUUGUCUAUGGGACAUAUGAUCCAAAAUAUCUUACUUGGUGGCAAUCCAGAAGAGAUUUUCUCUUCUCAAGGCAAUGGUUUAGCAGCCAGGAUGGAACAUAUACCAUCUUGCAAUUUCCAGCUGUACAUAAGACACGACCUCCUAGAUCUGGAUAUCGACGUACAAAAAUCAACCCUUCUACUUGGGAGAUUAGAAAUUUAAACACACCCUUGGAUUCAAAUACUAUGAGAUGUAUUGUGACACGAACGUUAGAGAUACAUCAUGCAGGAUGGUGUAGAUGGAAGAGAAAUCGCUGCUCAAAGUUUGAAAAGACUCUUCCUUACGCAUUGUUGUCCCAAGUGGCAGGUUUGAAGGAAUAUAUUAGAGCGAAUCCAGCUUUGGAAUCUAAAUAUGCCACUAUUGUUGUCCAUUCCAAAGAUUUUGAUGAUUCAGUCUCUAGUAGUGAAUAUGAUGAUGCAGAAGUAAAGGAUGAGUUCUAUGAUGCGAUUUCUGCUGAUUCAUCAUCAUCUGAAGGGAGUGAUGAUGAAGAUCAUCUAAAGAAUGAGGAAAAGAUAGUGAAAUUGAAGAAUGUUUCAUGGGCCAUCACAAGCUUGGCUUUGAGGCGAACUUCAGUUCUGGAUGUAAAUAAGGAAUUGGAUCCUUGUGAAACUCUAAUGGAUAUUGAUCUAAGCCAAUUCCAUGGCUCCCUACCCAAAGGGAAGGAUGAGAAGGACUCAAAUUGUUGGACCUCUCCAAGUGGCAUGGGAUUUAUGAUUAGAGGAAAGACUUACCUAAAGGAUAACUCUAAGUGGUUGGGGAUCCUUCUCAAGCUCUUAGCUGUUGACUGGUUCAAAGUUGAUAGUCCCAUGGAUAGAGUUGCAUUGCAUCCCGAAUGUCUAGUGCAGACACAGGCCGGGAAGAAGCUUCCAUUUAUACUUGUCAUUAAUCUUCAGAUUCCAGGAAAACCAAACUACUGCUUGGUACUCUACUAUGCUGCAGAAAGGCCAGUAAAUAAAAGUUCUUUGUUGAGUAAAUUUGUUGAUGGGACAGACAUGUUUCGGGAUUCAAGAUUUAAACUAAUUCCAAGUAUCAUUGAGGGAUAUUGGAUGGUCAAGCGUGCUGUUGGGACAAAAGCUUGCCUUUUGGGGAAAGCUGUAUCCUGCAAGUACCUCAGACAAGACAAUUUUCUGGAGAUUGAUGUAGAUAUUGGAUCAUCCUCAGUAGCAAGGAGUGUAAUUGGCCUUGUCCUUGGAUAUGUCACGAGCUUGGUUGUUGAUCUGGCAAUUUUGAUAGAGGCAAAAGAAGAAGCAGAGUUGCCUGAAUAUAUUCUUGGUAUUGUCCGGCUAAAUCGGGUGAGGCUUGACACUGCUGUACCUUUGGAGGCUUAGGGUUUUCAUUUGUCAACAUCCUUUAUUCAUCAUAUUCUCCUUGAUUAAUGCUGUUGUAGAAAUCAGGCAACACAUCUUCAAUUUUUCCGAUUUAGAUUAUUAGGUCAUAACAGUAAGGAUUUGGCUUUCACAAGUACUACACAUACACAUGAACGAAAAAAAUGAACACCUGCCCAUAUUGUGGGUUUCAUCCACCUGUUUGGUACAACGCUUUGAAAGUUUUUUUCAAUUUUUGAAGAUGUUUUGAGCUAAUGUUGGAGUCAUCUUUAAACUUGUGAGGUCCUAUUUAUUUAAUCGCUGUGUUCUCCAAUGGAUGGCCAUUUGGUUGGAAA